This is a messenger RNA of Symbiodinium sp. CCMP2456, 1245 nucleotides long. The record is from the annotation of a GenBank genome assembly. Lineage: Eukaryota; Dinophyceae; Suessiales; Symbiodiniaceae.
AUGGCGGAGCAAGCGCGGGAGGUGCCCAGCGAUGGAACGCCUUCGCAGUCCUCUCGCAUUUCCCGAAAGAGGCCGCGCGAUGACCUCUCCUUGCUCUGUGAGCUGCCACCGGCGGAAGCCGAGAUCGUUUCCCUAGCGCUGGACCAGUGGGGACGACUUCGACAGCGGGUGAAGUCACUGGAGCCCACGCUGCGGCGCGAGUCGGCCCUGGUCCAGGAGAUACUGGACACUGGCCUCCGGGACGAGAACCGCCGAACACUGCGGAAGCUGACGCAGAGCAGCGGCGGCGGAGAUGUGGAAGAGACGAUCCAGCAGGUCGGGAAAGCCAUCGGCGCCAACCGCGAGAGGCUGGAGAGGAUUCUGGAGAGAAACCACGGCGAAUUGGUCCGGCUCUCUACAACCACCGUGCCUGACACCAAAGAGGAUGUUCUGCGCGAGGUGGAUGAAGUCCUGGCCCGCCUGAAGCAAGCCCUGUCUGCGGUCAAAGCCAAGCUCCUCCGGGCGAAGGAGCAUUGGGAUAUGACGGAGGUUCGUCGCACCGGCCGAUCCUUCAACGACCUCAAGGGAUUGGUCCGACGCCUGGACGAAGAGAGGAGGCUCAUCACACGGAACUCCGCACUGGCAGCGCUGCUUGUGACCGUGUGUCGCAGAGUGCUGCCGGUGAGGCAGGUGGAUCCCAGCACCUUGCGAGAUAUCGAGCCUUCCCUGGAGGGGUACAGGCGUAUCAUGGAUUUCUACUUCUUCACCGAUGCUGCUUUGUAUUUCUUUGGCGACUACCCGUCGGGUCCAAAUUGGUUCGUACGGCUGAAGCGGAACAUUGCCAUUUUGCGCGUGUCCGACAGAGCCGGCCGAGUGGUGUACAACAGCUUCGCCGUCAGCGGCGAGCAUCGAGCUCCUGGGGCCCCCUUGGCUCCAGAUGCUGGUCCUCUGCUGUCCGUGGAGGCGAAGGACGAGCACGGCCGGAUGUUCAAUCGACAGCACGACGCCGAGUUCAAGCUCCUCAGCGGCUUCUGCCAAGUGGCGGCCGGCUUCGCCGACGGCCCCUCGGAAGGAAAAGUCAGUGCCUGGGAAGGCACCGGGACGUUGUGGUCCAGGAAGCCGCUGUGCACCAGCUGCUGGGGAGCCGUGUCGCAGGUAAAAGCGAUGUUUCCCAAGCUGGUGCUGACUGUGUCUGUCGGCUCCAAAAACUCGAAGCCUUGGCCCGACAACAUGCGCUAUCCUCCGGAUGCAGAUGGCCCGGCGGAG